Messenger RNA from Paramuricea clavata, 4802 nucleotides. Lineage: Eukaryota; Metazoa; Cnidaria; Anthozoa; Malacalcyonacea; Plexauridae. The record is from the annotation of a GenBank genome assembly.
AACAGCUCGUGCACUGUACCACGUCGUAUCAGUGAAAUCAUUUGAUUUUGUGCAAAUUAUUUGAAUAUUUUAUCAAUUGCUCAGGAAAGCAACUUGUAUGCGACGAAAUGGAUUUGUAUUAGACCUUCUUAAUUUAAUAAAAUCAUAAACGUGUCGGUGCAACGUGGCGCCGUUGUCACGUAGUAUUUUGCUAUCCAUAGAAUUUUUUUUACCGCACGUUCGCAAGCUUCGCACUGCAGGACCUCGUAGGAAUAGUAAACAACAAAAGCACGAUGGGGCAGGAUAAAAUAUUGAUCAAGAAACAGAGAUGGUAUUUAGGUGGUAUAGCUUCAGGAAUGGCUGUUUGUGUUACUCACCCCUUGGAUCUGUUGAAGGUAGUUAAUAUUUUAAUAAUAUUUGUAUUCCAGGGUCCUCAGGUCAGGGGUGAAGACCUCAUAUUUUAGAGAGUAGCACUAGCGGGAAUCUAGUGUGGAUUUGGGUUUUGAUUUGAGGUCUAAGUAGUUGAUUUGAGGUCUAAGUAGAUUUUGGGUUAGCAUCUGGUUUCGAUUAGAGUUAGGAUUUGGACUAGAGUUAGAGUUUGGUUAGGAAUGUGUCUCUCUAUUUGCAUGUUGUAAACCUGGCCAAGUACUGGUUGAGGGUCCUGAUGGGGGGUCUGAAAAUCAGUAAACGGUAAAAUUUUUGGUAUUUUAACGGUAUAAAUCUUUGAAUCUACUGAAAAGUGUUUUGAAAUGAUAAACAGUAUUUUUUCCCCUCACACUUCACUGUAAAAUGUUUAGUGUUUUCAUGACUGACGGUAACCAAAAUUGAGCAAUGACGACUCACAAUAUACCCCAUCAACACCCUCCUGUUUUGUUUAGUCGUCUUAACCAACCAGCUAACUAGACUGCACGUAACUGUUGAGAUGUGUUCUUGGAAAACUAAGCCUAUGCUGACGACUGGACAAACCCAUAAUCAUAUGCAAAUUCAUCCAGUUCUAUUAUAAAUUGCUAAAGUUAGCCAUGCAGGAAUUUGUCUGGUACGUUUCAUGCUUGCCAUGUGAACGGGCAAAGCAAAAGCGUGCAAUUCAGUAAAUGUAAUGGAGGCUGACCAUAGAGUGCCAAAGCAUCAGGUAAUGCAAUGACAAAGUACUAUUUGUAACUUUUUAUCAAGGUUCAUUUACAAACACAACAAAAGGUCCAGACAGGUUUGGCAGGAAUGGCUGUUAAAGUCGUGAAAUCAGAUGGCGUCUUGGCAUUAUAUAAUGGACUAUCAGCUUCAGUUUUACGACAGGUUUGAUUAAAGCUAUUCCACACAUACAUCCAUGCAAAUACCAAUAUACCCCCUGCAGCACAUCCCAUCCCUCCCAGAACAUUAGCACUGAGAAGCUAAACAACCCCUGGAAACUCUACAAUAUCCUAUCCCGGACAAAUCUUGCUUGGCUUAUGUUAAUUUUAUAGGCAGAUUUUCUGUACCUCCCUAAAGUCUGAAGCGCCCACCAAAAAAUAUUCCCAUUGAAAUUUCCACUUUAACCCAUCAGAAAAGUUAAUAUACACCAACGCUAUAGUUUUGCAGUUAAUAAAUGACAGUGGACCCCCUCCCCGAACACCCUGUGUCAAAUGGUUCAAAAUCCACAUCUCAAUUUUCGGGCAGGUUAUAAAUAUUUUGAUUUAAUUUAGCUGACGUAUUCCACAACACGAUUUGGUAUUUAUGAAGUUGGUUCUUCAAAAUUGAGAAAAGGCAAUGGUAGGGUGAAAUAUGUUUUAAGAACAUAAUUGCCAUGUGUAUAGGUUAAUUUUUACCUUGGCUAAGUUGUUUACUCACAUUAUUUUCAGAGCCAUUGCCAUUCUAUCAGAAACUUUUAAUUGGAGCUUUUGGAGGUAUGUUGAAAUGAAAUCAUAUGAAAGUUGAUGAUUCACAUUGAGCAUCAGUGCUCCCCCCUUGACAAUUAGUAAAAUUGUCUGGCUGUAGACAGUAAGAUUGUAAAGUGGGAUGCACUGGGGCACAAUUAGAACAGGACGUGAGGGGUGUAUGGGAAGAAAGAACACAAAUUUCAGAAACAUCUUAUCAUCAAGAAAACCAGACUAAAAAUUCCAACAACAGUUGCCAAUAACACUGUACAAGUGUUUGAAAAAGUUCACAAUGAAAGCCAAACCUCCCGAAUUUGAGAAUUUCCAACUACCAGAAAGGUGUGCAAAUUCUUUUCUUUUUCUGAAGGGUUUAUUGGAGGUUUUGCUGGGAAUCCUGCUGACAUUGUCAAUGUUCGGUAAAUAUAUUAUAUACAACUCAAUGAUAUAUAGUAUUUGUAUUAAGUAUACAAAAGAAAUUAAGCACAUAUAUAAUUUUGAUCUACAUUUCAUUACAGGAUGCAAAAUGAUAUCAAAAUAGCUCCUGAACUUCGAAGGAAGUAUGUGUAUGAUUAAAUUUGGAUUCAUUGUUCAAUUGAAUAAAUAGGAUUUGUUAUUCAAGAAUUUUGUUUCUUCUAGUUACAAGCAUGCAAUUGAUGGCGUGAUCAGAAUUGCUCGAGAAGAAGGCUUUGCAAUGUGGAUGAGAGGCGUAACGAUGACCUCGUCACGUGGGAUUAUGAUUACAUCAACUCAGGUUAGACUAUUCUAGUGUGACUGUAUAGAUCCAUUGCACUGACAUCACAAAUCCUUAAGAGUGCCCUCCAGAUGCUCCCUAACAAUAUCUGUUCAGGUACAACAACCACACACAGUGCAAAAAUGAACCAUUUUAAUACAAAAUUAUUAUAAACUUUUACAAAAUUUGCUUUGCUUACAAAAGUUAUAUUAUGCAUAGAUUGCUAAUUUGACCUCCAGAUGCAUCGUCACUGGCACUGUGACGUCAUGUGCAAUGGGUCUACAGUGUAUACCUACACAUUGCAUUCCUCCCCAUACAAAGCAGGUUAAAUUAUUUUGUGAUAACCUUUUGAGUAAAGCAGACUAUUCAUCAGAAAGGUUUUAGCUUUAAACGGCAAAGUUUUAAUCUUAAUUCUUGCUUUGCAUCCAGGUUGCUUGUUAUGAUCAAAUUAAGGAAACAUUACUUCAGAGUGGGUAAGAACACCUUUAUGCCCAUUACAUACUGCAAUUGUCUAUUAUACAAAGUCUCUGAGGUCUGUUCUGUUACCAUUUUCCCAUCAUUUUAAUCCUUAACUUUUUAUCCAUUUCCUAGAUACUUUUGUGACAAUAUCAUCACACAUUUUACAUCGAGUUUUAUGGCGGUAUGUUGAGGAACAGCAAGAUUCACAAGAGACAAACAAGGAAAUUUCAAACGAGUGGAUUAAAAUUUAAAAUAUUUAAUUGUCUUUUUGUAGGGGACAAUAGCAACAGCAGUCACUCAACCUUUUGAUGUGAUGAAAACAAGAAUGAUGAACUCAACAGAGUAUAAAGUAAGAAAACCUUCACUGCAAGGAAGAAAAAUCUGUUGUCUCAAGAGGGAUUUGAACUCCCUCUAUGGGUUUCUAGACUACAGCUCUACCCAUCCAGUGAUGAAACCAACAGAGAUUGGAAGCAAGCAAUUAUUUGGAGAAUAUUUUGUGAUUUCAUCGAUAUUAUAAUUCUUGUUAUACCAGUUAGCUGGGCAACUUGGCUCUGACUACUCUGUUAAUAUUGCUUUUGUACAUCCUUAUCUUCAUGUAGAAUGUAUUUGAAUGUUUUUGGCAUACAGCAAAGCUUGGACCAAUGGGUUUCUACAAGGUACUGCUUCUUGUUUAUUGUCUCCAUGUAACUCAAUUUAUUUGCAUCAUCCUCUGUGUAAGUUGACUUAUCUGUUCCAUGAUUUUCUUAAUUCAUCACUUCAUCUUCCUCUGGGUCUUUUUCAUCUUACACAUUCCUUCCACUCUCUCAUAGCUAAUUUUCUAUCAUCCAUUCAGACCAUAUCUCAUUCAAGAUAUUGCUUCUUCUAUUAUCUGAACUAUGCUUUUUACUCCUCUCUUCUAUGCCUUCUUCUCCAGCUGGUUUUCUAUUCUACUCAUGUGUAAAAUGUUCUCAGAGUUAUAAUUUUUGUACCCAUCAUGAGUAUUUAAGUCUACCAUCUUUCCUAAAAUCACCUAACUUUUUGGAGGAUCAAGAAUAAUUAACUUUUACAACAUUGUUAUUUUUGCAGGGAUUUAUUCCAGCUUGGAUACGUCUUGGACCGCACACGAUAGUGACUUGGUUAAUACUGGAACAACUACGCAGAUUAUUUCCUCUUUAAAUACACACCCAUCUGUGAAGCCAACAUGGGAUAGAGAGAAGAAAAUCAGGUCUAUACAAUGUUUAGAUCAUUGAACCAAUUGUGUUCAGCAAAGAAUUAAAACUAACUUUUGUAACUAACUCUUCAGACAUCCUAGUACAUUUUAAUAUUCACCCUGCUCCAAUGGGCAGUGAACUUUCCUGCUGGAAUUACCCAAAGGUUAAUGGUGUUUUUGUCCAUAUAGUGUCCACAUAAUAUGUUUGCAGCAAUGUGUUGCAAUGCUUUUUAUUCUUUUACUGUCUAUAUGGUCAGAUGCUGUGAUUUCUAUAUUAUAUAGAUCAUUAUUAUAAAUUAUAUUAGAUAAUUAUAUAAAUUGAUAUUCGUAAAUAAAAAAAUAUCUUCAACAUGUAAUUCACUGUGUAUAUUCAUAAAUAAUUUUCAAAACUUUAGAUUAAUUGUGUUGCGCCAACUCCUUGACAUUAUCGACAAUAACGGGGCACCCAAGAUGCGUAAAAUAAUCUUUCUCGUGUUUGUGUUUUACACCAUACACAAUAACACUUACAUUUGACUCUUUCCACAGCUGAACAUAGAGACUGAAAAAUGAAAGGAAAAAUUUAUGAGUGGUGGACAUUAAGGGGGGUAGGGGGUGUUAA